AUGGCCGAGGGGGGCUCUAGUGUCACCUUUAUACAGCAGAUGGAUCAGAGAAAAGCAAACGAGGCACUCCUUCUCGGCAGAAAGAUACCCGUUAGUAAGUUGGCUCAGAUUGGUUUUGUGAACAAGGUCUUCGAAAACAAAGACAACUUCCGUAAGCAGGUGAUGGGGUACCUGCAGCAGACAUUCGGUGAACAUUUAGUACCGUCGAGUCUUCUGGGCACAAAGGCUUUGAUACGUCGUCGCUUAAUUCAGGAGCAGGACAAACAAGCGCCGCUCGAGAUGUUUGGUGGCCUCGACCGUUUCUGCCAGGGUAUCCCACAGGCAAAGAUGGGAGAGGCCCUGUCCAAGAGCAAAGCGUCUCGACUUUGA
Messenger RNA from Aspergillus tubingensis, 369 nucleotides. Its product is annotated as peroxisomal D3,D2-enoyl-CoA isomerase. Gene Ontology annotation, cellular component: peroxisomal matrix. The transcript has a single exon. The coding region runs from base 1 to 369 and encodes 122 amino acids. NCBI's taxonomy places the organism in Eukaryota, Fungi, Ascomycota, Eurotiomycetes, Eurotiales, Aspergillaceae. Gene Ontology annotation, biological process: fatty acid beta-oxidation. The record is from RefSeq and is a predicted model, not a curated record.